GGAAAGCAAUGAACACACCGAGAUGGCACAGAGAGAGCUUCGACUGCCUCCAAUGGCGACACGGAGAGCUUGAUUUCCCCUUUAUCGAAGCUCCAGAGUUCUCUCGAUCGAUCUCCCUCCCUGGCUUCUACUCCUCCAUUGGUAACCAUGGCGGACAACUCCGAGAAGAGGUUUCAGAAGGUUAUGGACAAGCUCUAUUUCGCUCCCUCUCCGAAGCCUAGGCCUCCGCUUCCGAGAGGGAAGAGGGCGUUGGAGUUGGGGAAGCAAGAGCGGCUGAGGCUUCCUAGGGAUUCGAUUGGGUCACUUGGACUGGUGCCGCAGUGUCGUCCUUGGGAUCGGGGAGAUCUGAUGAGGAGGUUGGCUACUUACAAGGCCAUGACUUGGUUUGGAAAGCCCAAGGUGGUCAAUCCUGUGAAUUGUGCCAGGAGAGGUUGGAUUAAUGUUGAAAUGGACACUAUAGCUUGUGAGGCAUGUGGAGCACGUCUUCUUUUUUCUACUCCUUCAUCAUGGUCGCUGCAGCAAGUUGAAAAGGCUGCUGCAGUGUUCAGCUUAAAGCUAGAUAAUGGACAUAAACUGUUAUGCCCAUGGAUUGACAAUGUGUGCGAUGAAGCACUUGCACUACUACCUCCAACACCACCUGCAACUUUGAUUGAGGGGUACAAAGAACGUGCUUCAAUGCUCAUUCGACUUUCUGCCCUGCCAGCAAUAUUAUCCUCAACAAUUGAGUACAUGAAGAGCCCUCAGCUUACACUCCUUUUAUCUCAAUCUUCUCUUCAGUCAAUUUCCUUAGCUUCUGGAGUUAAGCUCUCAAAUCUAUCUGGAGAUAAGGAUUUGGAUGGUGUGGCUGAAUCUGCUUUCUCAGAUUUAUACUAUCAGUCACUAAAAAUUAUUAGUUUAUGUGGAUGGGAGCCUCGGCUGCUUCCUUAUUCUGUUGACCAUGAAGAUCAGUCGAGUCCUGCAAAUGGAGCCCAUUCAUCAGGGUCUUCAGUACAGAUCCCUACUGAUGAAAAGAUUAUAAUAUAUCCUGCAGGCCAUUCUGAUGAUGUUAAAGUGGAUAAGCAUAUUCCGCACACUCUUGAUGAAUACCAAUAUGAUCCAACUUCGGUUGUAUUGGACUGCAGACUUUGUGGAGCAUGUGUUGGAUUAUGGGCUUUUGCAACCACGCCACGACCUCUGGAACUUUUCAGUAUAAUUGCUUCCCCAGAUUCCAAUGGUCAAGAUGAGUUAUUGACCUCUAAGGAUCUCCAUAGCGUUGCAGGUGUUCUCAGGACUGAAAAGAUGAAAACAAGCAAUACAACUUCUAAUGACGGGACUAGUGGUACCGACUAUAAUGGUGCAACAGCUGGUGAAAAGCCUCUUAGGUUAAAUUUGUCAAUUGCUGGUGGUCCUCCACCAACCAAGCAAAAUUUUAAACCAAGAGUAUCUUUUCCUAUAAUUAGUCGCCAUUUAAGAGCUCAGUUGGAUCCAGAUUUGCGUUUCAGAAAUUAUCAUUCAUCUGGUAGUUCUUGCAUGAAUCGCACGGAAAAGGAGUCCCGUUUAGUUCCACAUGCGGAUGAUCUGCCACAAAAUAAGAAAGACAAUAAUGAUGUUCCAGUUAUAUCUGAGCACUCAGGGUCAUUGAAGCGCAAAAGAGUAGAUGAUUUUACUAUUCCUGAAAAUAGUCAGGAACACUUUGUCAAUUCUGAAGAUCAAUUAGAGAUUAUGCAAACUGGUAUUAAUGAUCCUGGCAAUACUGAUAAUAACCCAGGAUGUGUAGGCGAAGAAGCUCCCCAUGCUGUCGGCAGUGUUGGAGAUGAUGCUAAAGUUGAAGGGUUAUCUUCUACUUCAAAUGCUACUGCUAUCUCUACACAUGCUGAUGUCAUUGAGAAAGACACUGAGAGUUCUACAACUAAGAAGUUCCUUCUCCAAAAGGCAACAGAAAGCAAUCAUUGUGGAGUAUUAGAUGCUCGAGAUGCACACAGUAAAUUCAGAGAGUUUGAUCCAAUCAGACAACAUAGACCAUUCUGUCCAUGGAUUGCUCCUAUUGAUGGAAAAAGCACUUCUGGUUGGAAACUAACUCUUUCUGCUCUAGUUCAACAGGAGAAGAGUUCUUCUCUUCCUUCUUCACAGUCAGAGGCACCACCUGCUUUACUUGAUGAGGUUGAUGAUCCGGUUGAUUCUAUUCGAAGGCUUUUCAUGUCCCCGGCAGCCAAAAAAAUAAAGAGCAGUCAUUGAAAUGACGAUCACCACAUCAGUUCUGAACAUUUGCUGUUACCGGGUUUUUGACAGAGGUUGGGCUGGCACCACAAGUUAGCACCUUGGAUUUGUCUAGCUGGAGUUGCUACUAACUACAUCCAUGUGGAUGGCAUUUUGAGGUGGUUUGUCUCCUAUGUGAAAAUUUUAUCUCUGUAUCACAAUAUAUAGGCAACAAAGAGCUGUGUUGGAUUAUCGGAAACUAUGGUGAGUUGAUGAAAUACAAAUUUCAAACAAAUUAUUUUUCUUUAAA
Molecule: messenger RNA, 2485 nt
Organism: Dioscorea cayenensis subsp. rotundata (Guinea yam)
Lineage: Eukaryota; Viridiplantae; Streptophyta; Magnoliopsida; Dioscoreales; Dioscoreaceae
Exons: 8
Coding region: 148-2214 (688 amino acids)
Cellular component (GO): nucleus
Molecular function (GO): zinc ion binding
Source: RefSeq, a predicted model, not a curated record